Molecule: messenger RNA, 12054 nt
Organism: Aspergillus aculeatus ATCC 16872
Lineage: Eukaryota; Fungi; Ascomycota; Eurotiomycetes; Eurotiales; Aspergillaceae
Exons: 2
Coding region: 1-12054 (4017 amino acids)
Biological process (GO): fatty acid biosynthetic process; secondary metabolite biosynthetic process
Molecular function (GO): 3-oxoacyl-[acyl-carrier-protein] synthase activity; phosphopantetheine binding; fatty acid synthase activity
Source: RefSeq, a predicted model, not a curated record
AUGUCUAACCCCGUUCCUGAACCCAUCGCCAUCGUUGGCUCCUCCUGUCGCUUUCCCGGCUCAGCCUCCUCCCCCUCCAAACUUUGGGACCUCCUCCGCCAGCCCCGAGACGUGCGGCGAGAGUUGAACGCCCAGAACCUCAACCUCCAGCGCUUCUACCACCCGUCCGGGGACACCCAUGGCUCGACCGACGUCAAGGGCCAGGGCUACCUGCUGGCCGAAGACAGUCGGCUCUUCGACCCGGCCUUCUUCGGCAUCAGCCCCUUCGAGGCCGACACCAUCGACCCGCAACAGCGCAUCCUGCUGGAAGCCGUCUACGAGACCUUCGAGAGCGCCGGCUACACGCUCAGCCAGAUGCGCGGGUCGCAGACCUCAGUGCACGUCGGUGUGAUGACCGACGACUACCACGACAUCCAGGUGCGCGACCUCGAGAGCAUCCCGCAAUACACCAGCACGGGGACCUCGCGGAGUAUCCUGGCGAACCGCAUCUCGUAUGUUUUCGACUUGCACGGGCCCUCGGUCACCGUCGACACUGCCUGCUCCAGCUCGCUGGUAGCCCUGCACCAGGCGGUCCAGAGUCUGCAGCUCGGGGAGGUCAACUGUGCGGUGGUGGGCGGGGUUAACCUGAUCUUCGACGCCGUCAUGUACGUCGCCGAAUCGAAGCUGCACAUGCUCUCCCCGGACUCGCAGUCGCGCAUGUGGGACAAGACCGCCAACGGCUAUGCGCGCGGAGAGGGCGCCGCCGCCAUCCUGCUGAAGCCACUCAGCCAGGCUAUCCGCGACAAUGACCACAUCGAGGGCUUGAUCCGGGGCAGCGGGAUCAACUCCGACGGCCAGAGCCAGGGAAUCACUAUGCCUACAUCGGCAGCCCAGGCGGCCCUCAUUCGGAGCACAUACGAGCGGGCCGGCCUCGACCCCAUCAGGGAUCGGUGUCAGUACUUCGAGUGUCACGGCACGGGCACGGCCGCGGGUGACCCCGUCGAGGCGCAAGCGAUCAGUGAGGCCCUCCUCGGGGAGGAUGCCUCCACAGGCGAGAAAAUAGGCGACGAGAAUUCACCCCUAUAUGUCGGCUCAAUCAAGACUGUUACUGGUCACCUGGAAGGGUGUGCCGGUCUGGCCGGUGUCCUGAAGGCGCUGGUCUCCAUCAAGCAUCGCACCAUCCCGCCCAACAUGCUCUUCAAUGAGCUGAACCCCAAGAUCGAGCCGUACUACGGUCCUAUGCAGAUCGCGACCGCGCCCGUUCCCUGGCCCAAGCUCGCUCCGGGGGUGCCUCUUCGCGUGAGCGUCAACAGCUUCGGGUUCGGUGGUACCAACGCCCACGUCAUCUUGGAUAGCUACGAGACUCCAGAACAGGAACCCAUUGAACCCGUCGUUGAAGGUAGUGCGCCACUCGGCCCCAUUGUGCUCUCCGCUCACUCCGGCGCCUCACUCUUGGGCAACGCCGAGGGACUCCUACAGUACCUGCAGGAAAACCCGUCGGUAGACUUGUCGGACCUCAGCUACGUGCUGCAGACCCGCCGAACAGCGCACCGGGCGCGGGCUUUCUUUUCCUCGUCCUCACACCAGGGCUUGGUCAGCGGCCUGCAGAAGUUCAUCAACGACAACAAGAAAGUGGCGAAGAAGGAGACAAUCGGGAUCCGCCACCAGGCAAUCAACCCCAGCGAGACGCCCGGCAUCCUGGGCGUGUUCACUGGUCAAGGCGCCCAGUGGCCCGGCAUGGGCCGAAUGCUGCUCGAUCACUCCCCGCUGUUCCGGGAGGUGCUCGACCGGUGCGAUGCCGUGCUCCAGGCGCUGCCCGACCGUCCCGAAUGGCUCCUCGUGGACGAGCUGCGCAAGGAUGCCGAUACCUCCCGCGUCGGCGAAGCUGCCAUCUCCCAGCCAGUGUGCACGGCCAUCCAGCUCGGUCUCCUGGAAGUGCUGUUCGCCAGCGGGAUCGACUUCGACGCCGUGGUCGGCCACUCGUCUGGCGAGAUUGCGGCCGUCUACGCCUGUGGCAUUAUCUCCCUGGACGCGGCGAUGCAGAUUGCCUUCUACCGCGGCAAAUACGCCGGUCUGGCGCAUGGAGCGAACGGGGAGCGCGGCGCGAUGAUGGCCGUGGGGAUCAGCUAUAGCGAAGCGCAGCGGUUCUGCAGGCAGCCCGAGUACCAGGGCCGAAUCAGCGUGGCGGCCAGCAACGGCGUCCAGAGCGUCACCUUGUCCGGGGACAGCGAUGCCAUCCAGCAGGCCAAGGAGCACUUCGACCGCGAGAACGUGUUCGCCCGCCAGCUGAAGGUCGACACCGCCUACCACUCGCACCACAUGCAGCGCUGCGCCGGCCCUUACCUCCAGUCCCUCGAGGCCUGCGACAUCCAGGUCCGCCGCCCGCGCGACGGCUGCUUCUGGAACUCUAGCGUCCGCGGCGACACCGAGCUGCUGCGGGGAGACCUCCAGUCCCUCAAGGGACCCUACUGGGUCCAGAACAUGGUGCAGACGGUGCUGUUCUCGCAGGCAGUGCGCUCCUCGAUCUGGCACGGCGGUCCGUUUGAUUUGGCCAUCGAAGUCGGCCCGCACCCUGCGCUGAAGGGCCCCACGGAGCAGACCCUGGAGUCCGCUUUCGGCACCGCCCCGUCUUAUACCGGUGUUCUCAAGCGUGGCGCGAGCGAUGUCGAGGCGCUAUCCGACGCAAUCGGCUUCAUCUGGGCACAUUUGGGGCCGCAGUUUGUCAGCUUCGCGGGUCUCCGACGCGCCUUGGUGCCGGAAGGCAGUCGCCGCGCUCCCAGGCUCUUGAAGGACCUCCCGUCGUACUCCUGGGACCACGACCGGGUCUAUUGGCGGGAGUCUCGCAUCUCGGCGCGAUUCCGCAAGGGUAAUGAUGUGUUCCAUGAGCUGCUGGGCCGCCGCACGCCCGACGACACCGAUCGGGAGCUGCGCUGGCGCAACGUCCUCAAGCUCAGCGAGCUGCCGUGGGUCAAGGGCCACGAGAUCAUGGGCGAGCCCCUGCUGCCUGGUGCCUCGUACGUCGCGCUGGCGUUCCAGGCCGGGCAAGCGAUCGCCGCCGGCAAAGCCGUGCAGUUAAUGGAGGUGCAGGACGUGGAGAUCCGGCGGCCCAUCGUAGUUCCGGAUUCGCGCGAGGGCCAGGACACGAUCUUCACUGUGCGGCUGCUGGAGAGCGGCGACCCCAAGGUCAUCGAGGGUCAUUUCUCCUACUGCUACUGUUCGGACCCCAGCACGGGCGCCAUGGUCCACACCUGCGAGGGCCGCUUGAUCAUCCACCUGGGCGAGACCGAGGGCGACGAGCUGCCCCCCAGCGCCCCGUCGCCGCCCAACUUGCUCCUCGUCGACAGCGAGGAAGGCUACGAGGUGCUGGCGCAGGCGGGUCUGAACUACACGGGCAUCUUCCAUCGCCUGCAGGACGUCGAACGCCGGCUGGACUUCGCCAAGGCCAAGGCCGAGUGGUCGGCCGAGGAGCUGCGCGGGGGAUACGUCGUCCACCCUGCCUUGCUGGAUGUGUCCUUCCAGAAUCUGUUCCACGCCCGCGCGGACCCCAGCGCUGGAAAGCUGCCGACCAGCGUGCUGCCCGUGCAUAUCAGACGCGUGGCCGUGAACCCAAGGGUCACCCUUGGGGCGGAGGCCGGCACCAUCCGCACGGUGACCCAGUCCUUCAUCACGGCCCGCAACGGCCUGUCGCUCAGCGGUGACAUCCAUAUCUAUGAUGGUGUGACCGGAGAAGCCGCGCUGCAGGUGGAGGCCCUCUCAGUGAAGCCUAUCGCGCCGCCCACGGCGGAGCAAGACCGCCGGCUCUUCUUCGACACCGUCUUUAUGGCUGACCCGUCGCUCUCGCUGCUCGAGCCGCUGCGCGACCCCGGCGACGUCGAGCGCGAUACCGCCCUCGUGGCCGACAUCGACCGUGCUGUGCUCUACUACGUGCAGCGGGUGCUCGAGCAAGUCGACCCCAGCGAGGUAGCCGGGCUCUCGUGGUAUUUCCAGCGCAUGCUGGACUGCUUCGAGCACUGGGUGCAGGUGGUCCGCGAGGACUCUCACCCGCUGGCCCAGAGCAGCUGGCUUGACGACCGGAUCGAGGUCAUCGAGGAGAUCUUCAACCGCUGGCCCGGCCAGAUCGAUAUCGAGAUCGUGCGCGCCGUGGGCGAGAACCUCAUGGAUGUGUUGCAUGGCAAGACCCAGAUGCUGGAAGUCUUGAUGAAGGAUGACCGCUUCGGCCGCAUGUACUACGAGGGCUGCGGUUUCGCCGUCGUCAAUGCCGGCAUGCGCAACGUUCUGCAGCAGAUCUCGAACAAGUACCCCCAGGCCAACUACCUGGAGAUUGGUGCUGGAACGGGUUCCACGUCCCACGCCAUCCUGCAAUCAAUCGGGAAGAGCUUCGACACCUACACCUAUACCGACAUCUCCACCGGUUUCUUCGAGAACGCGGCCAAGCGCUUCUCGGAGUUCGCCAGCAAGAUGGUGUUCAAGACGCUGGAUGUGGAGAAAGACGUGGUCCCGCAGGGGUAUGCCUUGCACUCCUACGACGUCGUCGUCGCCUCCAACGUUCUGCACGCCACGGGCAGCAUGGAGGUCACCCUCGCACAUGCCCGGUCGCUGCUCAAGCCCGGUGGCUUCCUGCUGCUGGUGGAAAUCACCGGUAUUGAAAUCAUGCGUAUCGGCUUCUGUAUGGCCGGCCUGCCCGGCUGGUGGCUGGGCGCGAAGGAAGGCCGCCGCUUCCACCCCGGCAUGACCACCGAGGACUGGGAUCGCACCCUGCAGGAUACUGGCUACUCGGGCGUGGACCUGGUCUAUCACGACCUGCCAGACGCUAACAAGCACUGCAUGUCUUUCAUGGUCAGCCAGGCGGUCGACGAGACCGUGCUGAAGCUGCGCGAGCCGCUGGGAUACAUCAACAGUGUGCCCCAGACUGACUCGCUGCUCGUCAUCGGUGGCCACACCCUCCCGGUCUCCAAGCUCACAACCGCCAUUCAACGCCAAGUCGGACCCUCUUGGCGCAGCCGCGUGGUCGUUGCCCGCGAUCUCGAGGCCGUAGAUUUCUCCCGCCUCUCGUCGCGCAUGGAUGUGGUGUGUUUGCAGGAGCUGGACGCGCCGCUGUUCGCCGCGCCCAUCUCCCAGAAGAAGCUCAAGGCCCUGCAGGCGAUUUUCCUGCGCGCGCGGAACGUGCUCUGGGUCACCAAGAGCCGGCGAUCGGAGAACCCCUACCAGAACAUGUUCUUGGGAAUGUCGCGCGCCAUCUGCAAGGAGCUGCCGCAGGUUUCCAUCCAGUCCUUGGAUGUGGAGUCGAUCACCAACACCAGUCUCUCCGCGCGGACGGUACUGGAAGGCUUUGUACGGAUGAAGAUCUUGUCGGCGGUGGACGAGCAAACGCCUCUGCUGUGGACCCGCGAGCAGGAGCUGGUCAUCGACGGGAAUGAGACUCUGAUCGCCCGUCUGCGUCCCAACCAGGAGCUGAACGACCGAUACAAUGCGCGCUACCGCACGGUCACGAAGGCUGCGCCCGGCUCCGAUGCGACAAUCCGCCUCGUCCAACAGGGUGACAAGCUAGCCUUGAUCGAGGCAGACAACCGUGGUCUCGCUGAUGACGCCGAGGAUGUGAGGGUCAAGGCAGCUUUCUCACUGACAGUUCCCGGCGGUGACAAGCAGGAAACGCUCUACCUCACGGUUGGACACCAGGUUGACGUGGGAACUCCGGUGCUGGCCAUCUCGCAUGUUGAUGCCUCUGUGGUGAGCGUGCCGCAGACGGAUGUCAUCCCCAUCGACGAGACGGCUUGCGACGCAAUUGUCCUCGAGAGACUAGGUGACCAGAUCUUCGCCGAUGCGCUGCUGAGCGCCGUCCCCGCUGGGCAGUCCGUGAUUUUCUACCGGCCUCGGCGUGGUCUAGCCGCUGUCAUUGCUGCCACGGCUGAGCAGCGCGCGAUCGAGGUGUUCUUCGUGUGCUCAUCCACUACAGACGCAGAGGUUCCCAGCGAUUGGAUCCGGAUCCACCCCCACAGUUCUCCACGAGUCAUUCCAAGCCUGGUUCCUCGCCAGGACUCGAUCUUUGUGAACUGCUCGGGUUGCACGGACUAUCUCGGAUCCAGUAUCCAAUCCGCACUAUCAUCUCCUUGGGCAGUUUCGAAGCUGGACAGUGGGGUGUUCCAGAAGGGGCUCGAUCUCCUGCGAGCUGACGGCUCACUUGCUGCAGGAUACGCCGCUCUUCAAGACCGCCUCUUCGCCUUGAAUGCAGAGUUGCCGGUGUCGGGUGAAAUCACCAUUCUGAACGUUGAUCAGCUUGCACGCGUUGAUGCCUCGAUCCUGCAAAUCACACACAUCACUUCGUGGACUGAAACGACUGAUUCUCUGAGCCUGGUCGUCCAGCCUCCCGACCUGACCACUCUAUUCGAUCCCGCCAAGACAUACCUGAUGGUCGGUAUGGCCGGUGGUCUCGGCCUGUCGAUCUGUGAGUGGGCCCUGAAGCACGGAGUGAAGCACAUGGUCAUCACCAGUCGCAACCCGAACAUUCAUCCUCGCUGGCUGGCGGAUGCGCGCCACAAGGGCGCCAGCGUGCAUGUCGAGUCGAUGGAUGUCACGGACCGGGCGUCGGUUCAGUCCACGGUGCGCCAGAUCAGGAACACCCUGCCUCCCAUCGCCGGUGUCUGCAACGCGGCCAUGGUGCUGACCGAUCGAAUGUUCGUCAACAUGGAUGCGGACGCGGUCAACCGCGUCCUGAAGCCCAAGGUGGACGGGUCCAAGCACCUGGACGAGGUGUUUGCCGACACGCCCUUGGACUUCUUCGUUCUCCUCUCCUCUUGCGGUGCAACCAUCGGCACUCAGGGCCAAUCCAACUACCACGCCGCGAACAUGUUCAUGUCCGCCUUGGCCGCUCAGCGUCGCGAGCGGGGGCUGGCCGCCUCGGUCGUCCACAUCGGCUUCGUCACCGAUGUCGGCUACACCACCCGGCAGGAGCGGGCGAUCUGGGAGAUCUUCGCUCGCCUGCAGUUCAAAUUCAUCUCCGAGAUGGAUGUGCACCACGCGUUCGCCGAGGCCAUCAUCUCCGGCCGACCGGACAGCCACCGCCCGUGUGAAGUGGGCGUCGGUAUGGACCCUCUGACGGAGCCCUUGCCGGCCGGCCACAAGCCAGCCUGGACCUCCGAUCCGCGCUUCUCGCACUAUUUGCCAUCCACCAAUGUCCGGAACGAGGUGGUGGCUCGAUCAGGCCAGGAUGACCUCAAGGAGCGGUUCCGCGAGGUGAGCAGCGAAGCCGAGGCUGUGGAGCUCGCGCAGGAGGCGUUUUCGGCCAAGCUUGAAACCAUGAUGCAAUUGCCUGCAGGAAGCGUCUCGGUCCAGGUGUCGCUGAUCGAGCUGGGUAUCGACUCGCUCGUGGCCGUGGAGAUCCGCACCUGGUUCCUGCGCGAGCUGGGCGCCGACAUCCCCGUCCUCAAGAUCCUGGGAGGAGACUCCAUCGCCCAACUGUGCACCAACGCGGCAAAACAGCUGCUCGCCCAGCAGCUGGAGCAAACGGCCUUCUCUAAGGCAGAGGAGGUCGAGACCGAAAGCACGACUGUGGACGAGUCUCAGGACUCGUCGCAGACUCCAUCCGAAGCCCCGGAAACCGCCGAAACCAGCUCCCUCGGGGCCGCCGACCAAGAUCUGUCAUCUGCGAGCAGCUCUCCCAGCGUCGUUGAUCCCACCGACGAGAAGGACGGCCACGAAGCCGGGGUGAACGUAGGACAAGACCCCCUCCCCGAUGUGCGACGCGACGCUGACGAUGAUGACUAUGGCCAAGGUAUAAUCGAGAGCGAGCGUCUCUCGUCUGGUCAGUCGCGGAUCUACAUUCUCUCGCAGUUCCUCAACAACCCGACCGCGUACAACCUCAUGUUCCAGUUCGAGAUUGACGGCCACCUGGACAUGGAGCGCCUCCGCAACGCGCUCGCCCUCACCAUGCAGCACCAUGAGUCCCUGCGCACGUGCUACUUCGUGCGCGAGGAGGACAAUCAGCCCAUGCAGGGCGUGCUCGUCUCCCCCAUCGUGCGCUUCCGCCAUGUCGCCGACGCGACGGCCGACGACAUCGCCGCGGAGGCGACUUUAGCCAAGACCCGGGUCUGGGACCUCGCCCGGGGCGAGACCAUGGAGAUGGCAGUGCUCUCAACCUCCGCGCAGUCGCACACCAUCAUUCUUUCCUAUCACCAUAUCAUCAUGGACACCACCGGCUGGCGCUUCUUUAUCCAGGACCUGUCCGCCGCCUACCGCAUGGAGCCCCUCCAGCACACUAGCAAGACCUAUCUGGAGUACACGCGCCGACAGUUCGAGCACCAGCAGACUGGGCAGUUUCAGGCCCAGCUGCAGUACUGGAAGAAUGAGUACUCCUCCGUCCCCCCCGUGUUGCCCUUGCUGCCCAUGUCCAAGACCAAGACGCGGCCCAGCACGCAAGACUUCCGCACCACCUACGAGUGGCAGGAGAUCGGGCCGGAGGUCGCGCAGGCGCUAAAGGCCGCGUGCCAGAAACUGCGGAUCACCGCCUUCCAUUUCCACCUGGCGGUGUUCCAGGUCGUGCUGUCGCAGCUGGCGGGCACCGACGACCUUUGCAUCGGGGUGGCGGAUGCCAAUCGGCUGGACGACGACUUCGCCGACACGGUGGGAUUCUUCAUGAACAUGCUGCCGGUGCGGUUCCGCGUGUCCCCGGACGCGCGGUUCGCGCAGAUCGCGCAGACGACGGCGCGCAAGGUCCUGGGCGCGGUGCAGAACUCGGCCGUGCCGCUGGACAUGAUCUUGGACGACCUGCACGUGGCGCGCUCCUCUGCCCACACCCCGUUAUUCCAGGUCGCCGUCAACUACCGGCUGGGCGUCGUCAAGAAGAUCCCCUUCGCCGGCCACUUCCUGACCAUGGCCGACGUCCAGGAGGCCAAGAACCCCUACGACCUCAGCUUCGCCAUCAUCGAGUACGGCGCCGACGGCUUCGUCCUGGAGAUGGCCUGCCAGGAGUCCCUGUACGACGCGGCCGCCACCCGCACCAUCCUGGACACGUAUGUGCGCGUCUUGAAGGACGUGGUAGCAAUGACCCACACUCCCGUCGCCGACGUGCCCAUCCAUGCUCCCGACGCAGUCCUGGCGGCCCUCGAGCUCGGCCAGGGCCCUCGGGUGGACUUCCACUGGCCCGGGACGCUGUCGCAGAAGGUCCAGCUUGCGCAGAAAGCCCAUCGAGAGCAGGUCGCCAUUCGUGACGGUAGUCAGGCGCUGACGUAUGCUCAGCUCGCGGAGCGGGUGAACGCGAUUGCUGCAGCUUUGAAGGCUGCAGGUCAAACGGCCGACUCCCGGGUCGCCGUCUUGUGCCAGCCCUCAGUCGACUUCACGGCCUCGAUGCUCGCCAUUCUCCAUAUUGGCGCGGUCUAUAUCCCGCUGGACGUCAGUCUGCCUCCAGCGCGGCAUACGGCCAUCGUCGCCAGUGCGCGGCCUAGCGUGGUGCUCUGCCACGAGGCCACUCUUGAGCGCGCUGCCCAGCUUGGCGUCGGGAAGGAGAACCUCGCCUUGCAGGCCAUCAAUGUGGAUGAGAUCGAGGCUGCUUUCAAGAAGACGAUCCCUUGCACUGCACAGCCGCAAUCGCCCGCCGUGCUCCUGUACACGAGCGGCUCGACCGGCAAGCCCAAGGGGGUGGUGCUCUCGCAGAGCAACUUUGUCAACCACAUUGCGCUAAAGAUCGAGGCACUGGGUCUGCGGCCGGGAUGCGAGACCGUGCUGCAGCAGAGCUCGCUGGGCUUCGACAUGUCGCUGAUCCAGACCUUCUGCGCUCUCUGCACGGGGGGCACGUUGGUGAUCGUGCCGUACGAGUCGCGCCGCGAUGCGCUCCACAUCACCCGACUGAUGCACCAGCACCAAGUCACCAUGACCAUCGCCACGCCCUCCGAGUAUCUGACCUGGCUGCACUACGGGCGGGACUCGCUGGCCGAGUGCGCCGGCUGGCGGUGGGCGUGCAUGGGCGGCGAAGCGGUCCAUCGCUCCCUGCUGCACGAAUUCCAGCGGCUGGGCCUCGCAUCCCUGUCGUAUCUGAACUGCUACGGCCCGACCGAGAUUACCGCCGCGGCCACCUUCCACCGCAUCUCGCUGGAGACCAGGGAGGAGGAUGAGCCUGAAUCCCAGAGUACGGUCGGCAAGGCUCUGCCCAACUACGCGCUGCGGAUCGUCGAUGCGGCGGGCCGGCCUCAGCCGGUCGGAUUCCGCGGGGAGAUCUGCAUCGGUGGCGCCGGGCUGGCGAUGGGCUACUGGGGGUCGCCGGAAGAGACAACGAAGCGCUUCGUCACGGACCGAGCAUCGCCAUCGACAAGAUGGUAUUGCACGGGCGACCAAGGUCGAUUGACGGCGGAUGGGACGCUGGUUUUCCAGGGUCGGCUGGAAGGGAGCACGCAGGUUAAGUUGCGCGGGCUUCGGAUCGAGCUGGAGGAGGUGGAAGGGGCUCUGCUGCAAGCAGGGGCGUCGCUGUUCUCGACAGUCGUGGUCACCAUGCGAGACGAUCUCCUAGUGGCCCAUGCGACAACGGUCGGUGACCGGACAGGUGAGAUCGAGCCGGCGGUGAUCGCGGACCUGUUGACGAACCUGCCUCUGCCGCAGUACAUGUGUCCAGCCCAGGUAGUCAUUGUCGACGAGUUGCCCCGUACCAGCAAUGGCAAGAUUGACCGCAACGCCCUGGCCACCGCGCCGCUUUCUUCGGCGUCUCGUUCUUGUGGUGAUGCCAGUCAGCACGGUACUGCACCUAAGCUGAGCCUUCGUCAGGGCGAGCUCCGCAUUCUUUGGGAGAAGGUCUUGCCGCCGACCAGGCACGCGCUGACGGCCGAGUCGGACUUCUUCCUCGAAGGCGGCAACUCCCUGCGGUUGAUCAAACUGCAGCACGCCAUCAAAGAAGCGAUGGCGGUCUCCAUUUCCACCCGCGAGCUGUACGAGGCCUCGACGCUGCGCCAGAUGACCGCGCGGAUCGACCUCCAGCGCGAGCACCAGGUCAUCGAGAACGAGGCCAUCGACUGGGAGGCCGAGACAGCCGUUCCCAAGUCUCUGGUGACCGCGGCGCGGAACGCCAGCAAGCACUCUGCCGUCCGCAUGAACGACGAUCAAGCCAUCGAGGUGCUCCUGACCGGAGCCACGGGCUUUCUAGGCGGAUGCAUCCUGAACGAGCUGCUGCAGGACCCUCAGAUCCACAAAGUGCACUGCGUGGCCGUCCUACCCGACGAGCAGCGCCACCUGCCGGCCCAUGACAAGAUCGUCGCCUACACGGGGAGUCUUUCGUCUUCGACGCUGGGGCUCAACCCGUCCGAGUGCCUCGCGCUGCAGGAGGCCAUCGACGUGGUCAUCCACGCCGGCGCCAACGGCCACUGCCUCAACAACUACUCCUCCGUGCGCCAGGCCAACGUGCAUUCCACUCAGUUCCUGGCGUCCCUCUGCGCCCCGGCCGCCGUUCCCCUGCUCUACAUCUCCUCCAACCGAGUGCCCUUGCUCGCAGCCAACAACACCGCCCCGGUGCCGGGUCCCGUGGCCGCUGAGCCGCCCACCAAUGGCAGUGAAGGCUACACGGCGUCCAAGUGGGCCAGCGAGCAAUUCCUGCAGCGGGCCUCGGCGCUGACGGCGAUGCCCGUGGAGAUCCACCGCCCGUGCGUGGUGAUCGGCGACCAGGCGCCGACGUCGGACGCGCUGAACGCGAUCCUGCGCUACUCGCUGCAGAUGAAGGCCAUCCCGCGCUUCGCCAACGUGGAGGGGUACUUUGAUUUCAAGCGGGUUGAGGAGGUGGCGUGCGAGUUGACCGCCGCCGCCGUUCAGAUGAGUCGUCAUCGUGGCGCAGGGCCGCAGGGAGAGGAUUCUCCGCAGCAGCAGCAGCAGCAGCAGGUGCGCUUCCGGCAUCAUUCGAGUGGCAACAAGGUCGCGUUCCCGGCCAUGGUGGAGCAUAUGCGCACGCUUUAUGGGGAAGAGUUCGCGGAGGUGGAGUUCAUGGAGUGGAUUGCGCGGGCCCUCGAGGAGGGAAUGGAUCCGUUGAUCUCCAUCUAUCUGGAGAGUUUGGUGGAGAAGGGCGAGAUGUUGCGGUUCCCGUACAUGGGCGAGACGCUGGCUGUUUAG